This is a messenger RNA of Tetrahymena thermophila SB210, 1521 nucleotides long. RefSeq lists its product as hypothetical. Gene Ontology annotation, molecular function: protein binding. The transcript has a single exon. The record is from RefSeq and is a predicted model, not a curated record. NCBI's taxonomy places the organism in Eukaryota, Ciliophora, Oligohymenophorea, Hymenostomatida, Tetrahymenidae.
AUGAUUAGAAGAUUCAUUUUUAAAGGAUAAAGUAUUUUAAAAUCAAGCAAAUAAGUUAUGCCAUUCAAAAUGCUAAAUGGCUUUAAAGGUACUUUUUUAUUUAGCGUGGAGGAAAAUAGUAGUGUAAAUUUAUAAUUUCCUCAUUUAAGGGACUUGAGUGAUUUGAUGGUGAAAAGAAUUUAAGAAGAAAAAGUCAAAAAUUUAAAGUUAUUGGAUUAUUUAAAGCAGUUAGGAGAAUAAGUAGGAGAUUAAGAUUUUUAAAAUGAUUUGAAUGCAUUUUUGAUUUAUGGGAAAUAAUUGAUAAUGAUGUGCAUGGCAAAUGAUACUUCAAGAGGAGAUUUUUAUAUGAUUGAAUUUUACAAAAUUAUUAUUUCAUCAAUUGAAAAGGCUCUAUUAAAAGUAAAAAGCGAAGAAGAAAAGGGUAUUUUAUAGGGUAAGUAUUUCAUGGUAUUGUCAACUUUAGGUAGUAUUUACUUCAAUUAGGGUUAUUUAGACCAUUGCUUUGAAUGUACAAAGAAACUUCUUGAGUUAUAUAAUGGAAAGAGGAAUGAAAAUAAUAAAUUUAUGACAUUUAUUCCUGAUAAUGUCUUCUACAUGAUUGGUGAGGCAGAAAAAAGCAAAUAAAUUGGUCUUAUAAGUUAAGAAAUUGAAUUUUUCUACUGUGAUAAAGCUUCAGUUUUGUUUUAGCAACUCCAAAAAUUCCAAGAAGCGCAGUAAUUUUCAGAUAAGGCCUUAGAAAUUACUUUUUAAAUAAAGGAUAAACCAGGUUCUUUCUACUUUAAUGCUUUUAAUCAAAAUAUUUCAUUAAUUUUGCUUAGUGGAAACAAUGAACAAGUGAUAGCUCGCUACCAAAACAUGGUAGAUAAAUUUGAUUAUAAUAAGAUAAAAGACUCAAAAGUAUUGCUUGAUAAAUACUCAUUAAGAAUUAUCUAGGCUAUGCAGAUAUCAAUGAAUUUUUUCAAAGAUAAAUUCAAUGCAUUUUGGGAACAUUAUUAAAAGUUCAAAGUAGAUACUUAGUACAAGCAGAGUAGAGAAGAGGUUUUAAGACUUCAUUGCACAUAUAUUUAAAACAAUAAUCCUGCAUUUUUUUCGUAAAAAGAAACUCAAGAAAGAGUAGACUCUUUUAUAGCCAAGUAUGAUGAUAUGUUUUUAUAGAAAUUCAAAGACAUAUUUUUUGCACCUCUUAAGCAAAAGUAGCAACCUUUAUAUGAUUACUGCAUGUAUCUCUAGCAUACAGAAGCUUAAUAUAAGUAAGGACUUAUUCAAACUUUGCACCAUCUAAAUAUGCUAAAAUAAAAUAAAAAUCCAAUUACAUAAGAGUUCGAAUUGAUGUUUUACAAGAAUAUCAAAGUCUUUAUCCAAUUAGAUUAUUUUAUAGAUUUAUUUUGCAAAGAAAUUCUUUUGCUUCCUGAAAUAGAAUCGGAGCCUCUCUAAAUUACACAGCAAAUAGACUUCAUGUCUGAAGAAAAUAAAGAAAAAAUUAGCAAAUUAAUUAAAAAAUAUAAUAGAAAAAUCGUCUGA